This is a messenger RNA of Episyrphus balteatus (marmalade hoverfly), 1900 nucleotides long. RefSeq names its product kelch-like protein 2. Gene Ontology annotation, molecular function: protein binding. Lineage: Eukaryota; Metazoa; Arthropoda; Insecta; Diptera; Syrphidae. The record is from RefSeq and is a predicted model, not a curated record. The transcript is spliced from 2 exons. Bases 155 to 1816 code for a protein of 553 amino acids.
ACACUUGCAGAAUAUUUUGAAAAUCAAGAAGUUCACAACCUUGUUGCUUACACAAUUUAAUUUUGUUUCUUAAUAACUGAGGAGCAAGGCAGUAUUGAUUCAAUAUUUGAAAAUUAGAAAACGUUAAAAAAGCUUCAUUUAAAGUCUACCAAAGAUGCAAGAACAAAAAUCUUCUACUCCGAUCAACCAUCUUAACAAUUAUACCACGAAAUUAUGUGUAAAACUUCUCACAUUCAGUGAGAAUGGACAAUUUUCAGAUAUUUGCAUCAUUUCUUCCGAUGGUAUAAAAUUCAAUGCACACAAAUGUGUCCUGUCAGCAGCAAGUGAUUAUUUCAUGGCAAUGUUUGGCGGUAGUUUAAAGGAAUCCUCAUCUACUGAAGUUAAAAUUCACGAGAUAAAUGGAAAAGUCUUGCAACUUGUACUCACAUUUUUGUACACCGGGCAAAUCCAACUUCAAAGUGACACGAUGAAGGAUAUUUUGAGAGCUGCAACAUUUUUCCAAAUUCAACCUCUUAUCACGGAGUGUUAUAAUUCAAUGGCGGAAAAUUUAGACGCAAAAAAUUGUUUGGAAAUAGCAUUGUUUGCUAAUCAACACGAAUUGCUUGAACUCUACAAGAAAGCCACCAAAUUUGCAAGUUUGAAUUUCGAAAAAAUCUGCAAGGAAAAUGACAUUCUUCAGCUCGAUGAACAUCAAUUGGGUGAAAUUAUUUCAAGUGAAGAGCUUUGUGUAAGCUCGGAAGAGAUAGUUUAUUUAAAUCUGAUCAAAUGGAUGGAGCACGACAAAUUGAAUCGGGAACAAAGUGCCAUCAAAUUGUUGUCCAGAAUUCGUUACUGGCUUUUAAGUCCGAAUUUUAUCAAAGAACACAGAUCCAAGCUACCGAAGCAAAUGGAAUGUUUUGACAUGGUUUGCACUUGGCUUGAAUGGCAUUUACUACCCGAGUGUCAAAAAAACACACCAAUGGCAUUCUCCAAACCCAUAAAACCUGGCCUUCUAUUUGUGGGUGGUGGAAAAAUACAAACGUAUGAUGAUAAACUUAACAUUUGGACAAUCGAGUCAUUUCAAAAUCUACCAACUUCUUUUAUGAAUGUUGUAGCGGCCAAAUAUAAGCUUAUUUUUGCCAUAUUAUCUUCUAGAACUUUAUUAUCCUUCGAUCUUCAGACACACGAAGUCACAAACUUACCUAGCAGGAAUGGACAAAGUGAAUAUAACGGCAUGGUCAUGCUAAAUGAUGAAUUAUAUGUUUUUAGCAAAAACUCACGUCUUGUAGAGAAAUUCAACUUUUCCACUUAUAAAUGGCACAACGUAACUCCGAUGAAUACAAUUUUUGUGAAUCCCAAAGCUGCUAUUGACGAUGGAAACUUGUAUGUAGUUAGUUCUGAGUCUUCCUUUAUGGAUAUCUUUAGUCAUGCAACGAACGAUUGGACAUCAAAGGCUGUUAAAGAUAUUCCAAAGUUGGGGUUUGGAUUUACAGAAGCUAAUGGAAAUCUUUUCAUAGUUGGUGGUAGAGAAGAAAUUAAAUCCAGAUACAUUACAAAGAACAAUUAUUUUAAGAAGGUUCAAAUAUACGAUCAAUUCGUUUCUAUGUGGAAAAAUUUCGAUGAAAUGAAAUUUGCCUUAGCUGAAAUGUAUUGUACAUCUUGGAAUAAACAAUUGAUUACUUGCGGUGGCAUGGACGACACUUCUACGUAUUUGAAUUUGGUGCAAGCAUAUUACCCUAUUAAUUUUAAUUAUCAAAGUAAAUAUAAGUGGAAAACAUUGUCCCCAUUGAUUGAAUACAAACCUAAUACUUCUUACGGUCUUGUAGCAAUUAACUGAUUUUGCACAACUGAUAAAAUAACUAACUUUAAUUAAUCAUUUGUAUUUACUGGAAAAUUCAAUAAAUUCCUUUUUUUUGUUUAA